Messenger RNA from Prunus armeniaca (apricot), 276 nucleotides. The record is from the annotation of a GenBank genome assembly. NCBI's taxonomy places the organism in Eukaryota, Viridiplantae, Streptophyta, Magnoliopsida, Rosales, Rosaceae.
AUGGCUGGAUAUGGAAGCUCAGAGGUGAGAACUCCAAUUUUCUCUGGCGAAAACUAUGAGUUUUGGAAGAUUAAGAUGGUGACCAUAUUCAAAUCAUAUGGGCUUUGGAAUCUAGUAGAGAAGGGAAUUCCAAUCUCCGAUUCGAAAAAGAAGAAGAAGGCAUCUGAGGAAAUCUCAAAAGAAGAUGAUGAUGAGAAAGCAGCGACAAUUCUCAUGAAGGGUGCAAAAGCUUUGGGUAUUAACCAAAAUGCAGUCUCAGAUAAGAUUUUCCCAUGA